Messenger RNA from Phaethon lepturus (White-tailed tropicbird), 2190 nucleotides. It is a transcript of the gene PPP1R21, whose product is annotated as protein phosphatase 1, regulatory subunit 21. The transcript is spliced from 11 exons. The annotation marks the transcript as partial. Gene Ontology annotation, cellular component: membrane; early endosome. The record is from RefSeq and is a predicted model, not a curated record. NCBI's taxonomy places the organism in Eukaryota, Metazoa, Chordata, Aves, Phaethontiformes, Phaethontidae.
UUUGGAAGAAGAGUGUGAGUCUUCUCUUUGCACAGCUGCUUUAAGAACUAGAAAUAUGGAGCUCCACAGAGACAUGAAGAGGUUGACUGCAGUCUUUGAGAAGCUGCAUACGUACGUUAGUCUUCUUGCAUUACCAAGUACAAAACCAGAAGGACUACUUAAGACAAAUUACAACUUGGUGUUUACAAAUAUUGCUGCAAGUCUUCAUGGAUUUCAUGAUAUUUUAAAAGAUAUUUCCAAGCAUUACAGUCAGAAAGCUACUUUAGAACAAGAUGUUCCAACUGCCACACAGAAACUCAUAACUACAAAUGACUGUAUUUUAUCCUCUGUUGUGGCUUUAACAAAUGGAGUGGGCAAGAUUGCCUCGUUCUUUAGCAACAACUUAGAUCACUUCACUACUUCAUUGAGCUAUGGCCCUAAAGGAGGAACAGAGUUCAUCAGCCCUCUUUCAGCUGAGUGUAUGCUGCAGUACAAGAAAAAGGCGGUUGCUUACAUGAAGUCUUUGAAGAAGCCCUGUGCAGAUUCAGUGCCUUAUGAAGAGGCUUUAGCCAAUCGCAGGGUUCUUCUGAGUUCCACAGAAAGUAGAGAAGGUCUUGCACAACAGGUCCAGCAGAGUUUGGAGAAAAUUGCAAAACUUGAACAAGAAAAAGAACACUGGAUGUUGGAGGCCCAGCUAGCUAAAAUAAAGCUAGAGAAAGAAAACCAAAAACUGAAGAACUCUCUUAGUGGACAUUUAACUGAAACUAUACAAGAGCGUCCUGUUUUGCCAAAUGUGUCUGAACAAAAGAAGGAAACUACAGAAAAGAGUCUGAGGGAACCUAUUAAGAGUACUAGUCUGAUUGGAAUGCUGACUGUAACUACUGAUAAUGAAAAGGCUCCAGAUGUUGAGUCUCGUGAAGACCUGAUAAAAAACCACUAUAUGGCAAGGAUAGCAGAACUUACAUCUCAUCUGCAGCUUGCUGACAGCAAAUCAGUACACUUUCAUGCUGAGUGUCGAGCACUUGCUAAAAGACUGUCUUUAGCAGAGAAGUCCAAGGAAUCGCUUGCAGAAGAGUUGAAACUAGCUAGUCAAAACAUCAGUAGAUUACAGGAUGAACUGAUGACGACAAAGAGAAGUUACGAGGAUCAGUUAAGUAUGAUGAGUGACCAUCUCUGCAGUAUGAAUGAAACCUUAACUAAACAAAGGGAAGAAAUUGAUACACUAAAGAUGACUAGUAAGGGAAAUUCUAAAAAGAACAAAAAUCGAUAGCUUACGGCUAACCAGCUGUCUUCGGAAGCUGCUGCUGCACAGGAUGGAGAUAGUGAAUGUUCAUUGUCCAAUUCCUGUUUCUUCCAGGAAGCAGAGGGUGGUAUUGGGUCUAGUAAAAACUGAUUUGGUGUGUAAAUGGCUUUAAAAUAUUUAGAACUUGUAACAGAUAAAACAGAACUUAAUGUUGUCUCUAAACCAGGAAAUACACACUCUGUGGAUAAUUUAUAUAGUAAUUACCUUCAGUUUUUACUGUGCACUUUUUAAAACCAGGUUUUAAUUUCAUGUAAUAACUUCAGAUUUUGUAUAUUUUCAAAUAUGAUUAUGCAUUAACAAAUUUGGAUCAGUGCAGUAGUUGUCUAUUUAAAUUGUCAACAUGCGUACAUUCCUUUACUUGUUAAUAACAGUUUAAAAAUCGGUUUUGAGACAUUUUUGGCCAUGCAAGCUGUGCAGUUACUGUAAAUGUAGUAUUCCUGUUCUCAGCCCUCUUGAAUUAAUUGGAAUUGUGGCUUUAAAUGAUUUCUAUAAAUUCACACAAGUAAAUGGGAUCAUUAUUGUAUUUUAGACUGCAAUAGUGGAAACUUCUGCUGCUUGAUUUUGGCACUUUGGAUUUUGAAGUAAAGAGCACAAAUAGCUGAAUUGGGAUUCUUCUGUGAAAUUGCUUUAAGCCCUUACUUAGGCGUUUUGUUUACACAUACAUGUAUAUAAACUGGUUGAAGUAGCUGUUUAAAGCUAGAGGAAAUUGUGAUCGUAAUUUGCCCCAAAAGAAUGAAACAAUAAGUGUGUAGAAUAGAUCAGCUUACUGUGCUCUCUUACAGUAAAGAGUAUGAAAUAUGUAGAAGAUUUUUAAACACUGAAUCUGCAAAAAGUCUUCAUGGAAUUAAGUCCUGAUGGAUUCACUGGGGGGAUGCACAUGACUUUUCCUGUGUUUUGGGAAGUUUGUG